GGCGCGCGGCUGCGGGGCUUCGGGCGCUGGGCGCUCAGGAACUGCCUGGUGCUGCUGACCGUGGCCGGCGUGCUGGGCGGCGUGGCGCUGGGCGCGGCCGUGCGGCGCCUGCAGUUGUCCCGGCCGCAGGUGGCCUAUCUGGCCUUCCCAGGCGAGAUGCUGCUCCGCAUGCUCAAGAUGAUCAUCCUUCCCCUGGUGGUGUGCAGCCUCGUGUCUGGCGCCGCCAGCCUGGACACCCGGGCGCUGGGCAAGCUGGGCGGCAUCGCCAUCACCUACUUCUUGGGCACCACCCUGCUGGCCUCAGGGCUGGCUGUGGCCCUGGCCUUCAUCAUCCGCCCUGGGGCGGGUGCCGCGUCCCUCAACACCAACGCCCUGGGGCUGGAGGGCACUGUGGCCACCAGCAAGGAGACUGUGGACUCCUUCCUGGACCUCACCAGAAACCUGUUUCCAUCAAACCUUGUUGCUGCAGCUUUUCGAUCGUAUGCAACAGACUAUAAGAUGGUAUCCAGAAACACUACCACUGGAAAUGUUACAAUUGAAAAGGUUCCUAUUGGCAAAGAAAUUGAAGGGAUGAACAUUCUGGGAUUGGUACUUUUCGCUCUGGUUCUAGGAGUGGCUUUGAAAAAGCUUGGCCAUGAAGGGGAAGAUUUGAUUCGCUUUUUUAACUCAUUCAAUGAGGCAACUAUGGUCUUGGUGUCCUGGAUUAUGUGGUAUGUGCCUAUUGGCAUCAUGUUCCUUGUCGGGAGCAAGAUUGUGGAAAUGGAAGAUAUAACACUUCUGGUGACCAGCUUGGGAAAGUACAUUUUUGCCUCGAUUCUGGGUCACGUUAUCCAUGGAGGAAUCAUUUUGCCACUUAUUUAUUUUGCAUUCACACGCAAAAAUCCUUACAGCUUUCUCUUGGGACUUAUAAUGCCAUUUGCAACAGCCUUUGCCACUUGCUCCAGCUCAGCUACUCUCCCAUCAAUGAUCAAGUGUACUGAAGAAAACAACGGCGUGGACAAGAGGAUCAGUAGAUUUAUCCUUCCUAUCGGGGCUACUGUGAACAUGGAUGGAGCUGCUAUAUUCCAGUGUGUGGCAGCUGUGUUUAUUGCUCAGCUGAAUAACGUUGACCUCAAUGCUGGACAGAUCUUCACUAUUCUCGUCACUGCCACUGCAUCCAGUGUCGGAGCAGCUGGAGUCCCAUCGGGUGGAGUUCUGACCAUUGCCAUCAUCCUGGAGGCCAUUGGACUUCCUACGAAUGAUCUGUCUUUGAUAUUAGCAGUGGACUGGAUUGUGGACCGAACCACCACUGUUGUGAACGUUGAAGGAGAUGCCCUGGGAGCGGGCAUUCUUCAUUAUCUGAAUCAAAAAGAAAUGAAGAACAAAGAGCAGGACCUAAAAGAAGUCAAUGUAGAAGCGAUUCCAAACUGCAAAUCUGAAGGGGAAACAUCACCUCUGGUAACACACAUGAACCAAGCCUCCAACCCAGCCAGCACGGUGGAGCCACCUUCUAAAGAAUCAGUCUUGUGAACUAGGGGCAGCUUGUGAAUGAGCAUUGUAGAGGUGGACUGCAAACUUGUUAACAUGCCUGGACUGUUUGCACUGCAAUCUGGGGCCGGAUGGAUGCUAAACUUUUCAGUUUUGACAUGUUUUGAAUCUUGUUAGGCAGGUAUGUCUUUGUGAGUGCUUGUUUUUCCCUGGUAAGAGCAAUCACCUUGACAUGGUAUUUUGGGGUUUCAUAUUGUGUGUGUGUGUGUGUGUGUGUGUGUUUUGUGCAUGCAUACACAUGCACACGUAGGAAAACAAUACCAUCCGAACUUUUGGUUUAAAAAGAUAUUCAGCAAUAGAGUUCAUGGGGGUGGGAAGGAAUGAAGUAACCAGCAAGUAUUGAUGGUAGCUGGAAAACAUCCAGGGGCAGGCAAUUAUUUUGGGCGGAGGGCUGCUUACUGAGUUUUGGCAAGCCAUUGAGGGCCGCAUGACAGACAGCCGGGGGCAGAUAAAUAUUAAUUUUCUAAAUUUUUUUAGGGGCCCCGUAGGCCAGCUAGAAUGGCCUGGAGGGCUGCAUCCGGCCCGUGGCCUCAUUUUGCCCACCCCUGUAUUAGACGGUAUUGUGCUGUACAAGGCUGAGGUCUAGCACAUCCUUAAUUGUAUUUAGGUACCAGUACUUACUGUGAAAUACCAGCUUAGGACUCUCUAGUGAAACAGUAGAAAGUGCCAUUUUUGUCCCCCUGUCCAUUAAAAACAUUAUUGCAGACAAAUGUUGGAAACCUGUUUUGUUUGGGGAUUUUUUUUUUUUUCAAAUUUAGUAUGAGAGCCUGAUCUUCUUUCCAGUCUCAUGCUGUAUUACCAGAACAUUUGCGGGAAGGCAGACCUCACAGCAGCUUUCACUCUCUACUCCCUCACUUUUGGUGAUGUAAAUUUAAAGGCAAAAACAUGCCUUUAAAAUAAGAGGUCUGGUUCCCAGCUUCCCUCCCAAAGCGGCAAAACAAGCCACUCAUAAACCAGUUGUGGUACAGUAAGUACUCUGGGAUUGAGAAUUUUUAUAGCAAGUCACAGAAUUGGUGAUAACAGCCCUGAGACAAAAAAAAUUGUCAGCUACAUACAUUUAAAUGUACAUGUAUGCACCUGCCACUGCUGUGUUUUCUGUUUGUGUGUAUUUAAUGGAUUAAGCCAAACAUGGUGUGAGGUUCAACUUGCACUAUGCAAGGUGUUGUCUUAACUCCUCCAGGGUACUCUGCCUGACGCCUGAGCCAACUGCUUUCUGACUCGCCCCCCAGGCUUUGUAAAUUUACAAAGCCCACUGAAGUCACUGUAAAGCUCCAUUUCAUUGCUGUGGGUCUUGAAUCAGGUCCGUAAAGCCUCAAAAUGAACACUGUUUAAACGUUCAGGUCUCAUCUGACUUGUGAUGGAAAACAAGCAUGACACCUUGCCAUGACUUAUUUUAGAGUGAGCUUCCCAGGCACAUUUAGUACCAUCAUUGCAAGUUUAUGCUGUCCUCACUGUGCCCCUGAGAAAAGUCAUUGUUGGCUUGUCUCAGCGAGAUACAUUUGUAGAGAUUCUUUCCCUUUUCCUACCUCCUCUCUGUACAGGAGAGAGAGAGAGUGGAAAGACUUCUAUUGCUGGAGUUUCUCAUUAUGACAGCUCAGAUUUACUAAGAGCAGCAGCUUUGGCUCAUAGAGUAUCUUUCCUCAUGAAGGAGCGCACAGUGCAUUGCAAAAUGACAUGCAAAAUGUCAUUGCAGAGGUUACGUCCCCCAUCACUGGAGGGCAUGCCAAAGUCUGCACCAGCUUCCGUUUCUGCAUAGAUAUAUGAUGUAGCCUUCUAUAGCGUGCAUUGCAAUAAUCACAUGUAGCAAAGUGAUUAUAAUUACCUGAGUUGGAAUUUAACCAAGGCUAACACUCCUACCCUUACGAAAAGGUGCCAUAGUAUUUUAAUGGACCAGAAAUGUUCAGGACCAAUCUUUGUGUUGUCCAAGAAGCCUGGAAUCUUGCAGGUAGCUAAACUCUAUUUUAGGCUCAUGUGAAGAGCCUGUUCUUUUACAUAUGGGCACAUCUACACGUGCACUUUAAUGUGCAUUAGCCUAUUUUAAUGUGCAUUAAAGGAUCACAAAAAAUACCAUGCAUUUUUGCUAAUGCACAUUAAAAUGGGCUAAUGCACCCUUUUCUAGUCCCUCAUAAUGGAGGUACUAAAUUUAAUGUGCAUUACCAAAAAUGCAUUAAUGAACGUGUAGACACAUCCCGUAUGUAUUAUUCUUACAUAGCAAGUAUCAUGCCUGGGAUUUCAUGAAAGUUGAAACAUUUUUUCCCUAUCAACACAUCUUCUUAUGAAUUAUUUUGUCCAUCAUCAUUGUCAUGAGCAAUAUUUUUAUUGGCUGCUUAAUGUAGUGUUAUUUGCUUUCAACACAAUGCAGGCCUGUGUGACUA
Alligator sinensis (Chinese alligator) is the source of this 3902-nucleotide messenger RNA. It is a transcript of the gene SLC1A4, whose product is annotated as solute carrier family 1 member 4. Gene Ontology annotation, cellular component: plasma membrane. Lineage: Eukaryota; Metazoa; Chordata; Crocodylia; Alligatoridae. The annotation marks the transcript as partial. Gene Ontology annotation, biological process: L-glutamate transmembrane transport; L-serine transport. The record is from RefSeq and is a predicted model, not a curated record. The transcript is spliced from 8 exons. Gene Ontology annotation, molecular function: L-serine transmembrane transporter activity; L-alanine transmembrane transporter activity; L-threonine transmembrane transporter activity.